This is a messenger RNA of Purpureocillium lilacinum, 1662 nucleotides long. RefSeq names its product putative metallocarboxypeptidase ecm14. NCBI's taxonomy places the organism in Eukaryota, Fungi, Ascomycota, Sordariomycetes, Hypocreales, Ophiocordycipitaceae. The record is from RefSeq and is a predicted model, not a curated record. Gene Ontology annotation, biological process: proteolysis. Gene Ontology annotation, molecular function: metallocarboxypeptidase activity; zinc ion binding.
AUGAAGGCCAAGGCGGCCGCUCUCGCGGUGUCGUCAAUCGCGCUGCUGCUGCUGUCGCCCCCGGCAGCGGCAGCGGGCAUCGGGUCGUAUCACGGCCAUCCCUCGCCGCACAGCGAGAGUCGCCACGCCCGACUGUUUCCCCUCCUCACCAAGCUUCGCGACGGCACCGUCGAGUUCUUCUUUGGCCGCCAUCCGACAAAGGCCGCCAAGCCCGCCGCCGUCGUCCCCGGCUCUGUGCGCGCCAAGUAUACAGACGAGCUUGUCCUGCGCUUCAACGUCAGCACCACGGACGAGGAAGCCGCCCUCGCUGACGCCGCCGCGCGACUCUUUCUCGACGUAUGGGCUUUCACGCGUGACUAUGUCGACAUUCGUCUGCACGCCGACGAGGUCGGCCCGUUACUGGGCCUCCUUCCCACAGCCCUUCAGUCGUCUCAUUCAACCCUGAUACCCGACUUGGCCUCGGCUGUGUACCGGUCACUGUCGUCGUCGGUCGAUCGCGCCGCGACAGAGGCCGAUGGUCUUCUCUGGGCGCCAGCGGCACCACUCCACAGCGGCGACAAUCUGUUCUUCCAAGACUACCAGCCGCUGCCCGUUGUCGUCCGCUGGAUGCGCCUCCUCGAGGCCAUGUUCCCCUCUUACGUCAAAUAUACUGUCAUUGGCAAAUCGUUUGAAGGUCGGGAAAUCCCUGCGUUGCGCGUCGGGCUACCAGCAGCGCCAGACGCCAAGGAGCCUCGAAAGACCAUCGUGGUUACCGGCGGCCUGCACGCGCGGGAGUGGAUCUCGACGAGCACGGUCAACUAUCUGGCUUGGUCUUUCAUUACUUCGUUUGGCAAGGAGCGCAUGAUCACCAAGCUCCUGGAACAUUACGACAUUGUCUUCGUGCCCGCCGUCAACCCAGAUGGGGUCGAGUACACGUGGCAGGUCGAUCGCCUUUGGCGCAAGUCCCGCCAGGAGACCAGCAUCCGCUUCUGUCGCGGGCUGGACCUGGAUCAUGCUUUCGGGUACGAGUGGGACGGGUCGCAGGCCCAAAACGACCCUUGCUCCGAGAGCUAUGGCGGCGAGCAGCCAUUCCAAGCUGUCGAGGCCAUCCAGCUGGCUACGUGGGCGCGCAACGAGACUCUCAACAAUGUGCAGUUUGUCGGCCUCCUCGACCUCCACUCGUACUCGCAGCAGGUUCUCUUUCCCUACUCAUUUUCGUGCGCGAUUGACCCCCCAAACCUGGAGAACCUGCAAGAGGUUGCGACGGGAAUCUCCAAGGCCAUACGGAUAUCCAACGGGGAGUCGUACUCGGUCACAUCGGCGUGCGAGGGAGCAGUGGCUGCGGACGAGUCGCAACGUGACAAGUUUCGGCAACGCGUCGAAUCGGGCGGCGGUUCUGCCAUCGACUGGUUCUACCACGAAAUGCGUGCGCAUUUCAGUUAUCAGAUCAAGCUGCGCGAUACCGGUUCCUACGGAUUUCUGCUUCCCAAAGAGCAAAUCAUCCCGACGGGCGAGGAAAUGUUCAACGCGAUGAAGUACUUUGGAGACUACUUGCUGGGCAACAACGGGAUCGAGAGAUUCGAUGGUCACGAGGCGGACAGCGGAGUCCAUUUCUCCACGUCAGAUCGAGGGGACGACAGCAUGAGCAACCACGAACUCAGAAGGCGACGCGCACGCAGAUGA